Molecule: messenger RNA, 4535 nt
Organism: Schistocerca americana (American grasshopper)
Lineage: Eukaryota; Metazoa; Arthropoda; Insecta; Orthoptera; Acrididae
Product: novel acetylcholine receptor chaperone
Exons: 4
Coding region: 234-695 (153 amino acids)
Biological process (GO): chaperone-mediated protein complex assembly; positive regulation of protein localization to cell surface
Cellular component (GO): endoplasmic reticulum
Source: RefSeq, a predicted model, not a curated record
CUGGUUUCAGUACCUUCGCGUAAUUUUAAAUUCGCGGUAUGGUGUUCCUACGAUUAUCAUUGAUCUGUGCACUAUAGUUCAGAAACACUCGAAUUUUUUGGAAAUAACUGACAGGUGAUCUCGUGUUUGGACUCACGUAUUAGCACCAAUCACCGCCCAUCGUUACGGAAGCAAUAACAUAGAAUGCGAAGUUCUAAUGUGUGCGAUAUGUAAAAUUAGCGCUAGUGGCCAACAUGGGGUCGAUUGUGUUGAAAAGUUUAUCUGUGCUGCUUGGAAUAUUUUUUAUAUUUGUGGGUAUAAUGAAAAUGACUUCAAUCAUCAGCAAGGAUCUUCACAAAGAUUUGAGGAAGGAAUACGUCAAGUACGCGAAAGUAUUUCCUCUUUCCGAGUUGCUAGAUUUUAAAGUACCAUCAAAAUGGUAUCGUAGGGCAGUAGGUACACUAGAAAUAAUUUGUGGGCUAGCGAUGGCCUUUUUUCCAAGCAAUUCUGUCAAACAAGGAGCAAAUAUAGUCCUCUUGCUGAUGAUGAUGAUGGCUGUGUACUCCCACUACAUGGUCAAUGACAAAUUUGAAAGAAUUGCGCCUGCAUUGGUGUUCUUCUUCAUGUUGACGGGGAGGCUCGUAAUUGAUUGGCAACUAAGGCGGAAGGAAGCAGCUGAAGUUGUGAUGGCAAAUGGUGAAAAGAAGCAGAACUAAAGAAUGCUGGCAUCGCAAACUGAUGUGUGUGUACAAGUUCAUAUGCAAAAUGCACAGACAUGCACACACAGUGCAGAAUGGGCUACAGAGAAGAGAUCAAAUACAGCAUUUUGAGGGUAACAACUCUCUUUAUUUCUCAGGAUGCAGCCAGUGCGACUACUGCAGAUUGGUGCAUUUAGACACAAUGAAUGAAACUUAUUGGACUCUGACCACAAGUAGUAAAUUUCCAAAAAUUGCUGGCGUAUUGCUCAUACCAUAGAACAAAAGGAAUUUUAUCCUACAUUCUAAGAGAAAGGAAUUUUAUCCUUGUUUAAGUGUCAUCAAUAUCUUGCCUAAAAUAUAGUCGGCAGUGUGGAUUAGAGAAGAUCAUUUCUGAGCUUUAGUGCCAUAUUUCAUUUAUUUAUUUUAUUGGCAAAUAUUCUGUCCUACAGCAAAGGUCCCAAUAUAAUUGUUUUUCUUCCUCACAAAAAAGUUAAGGAACAAAUAUGUCUCCAAACAAAUGUUCGAGGGAAAGGCCCACUUCAGAGUGAGAAACUUCCAAAAUUGACUUCACAUUAACUUACAUUUGCAAGUAUUGUAUUUGCUGCAGUGAAAAGGAAUUUGUACUUUGUAUUGUCCUGCUUUUGGGACUCCUAGAGGUUGAAAAUUUACAUUUUCUCUAUAUUUUAUCUUGUCUCUUUGAGAGGAUGUGAAUCUGGGCCUCUACUAAAUGUGCAUUGCCUCUAGACUGCCGCUUACCUGUUAGGGAUUACAACACUGGAGAGCAUAUAAUUUUUUAACCUUUUUUGCACAAGUACAACUCAUCCUGUACAGUUGAGUUUGAGCCGUAAAUUUCUACUACUCUUAUUUUUGUGUUUUUUUGGUGAAUUUAGUGUUUAAAUAAUUUAUUAUAUAUUUUUAUAGGCUGUUGUGGCAGUGUAUUUUAUUUGGAAGCUUUUGCUCAACUAUUUAGCACCAUGUGUAAAGAUAUUGAUGUUUCUGCAUCAUGUGAUCAUUUCAUCUAAUGUAUUAUUGUAAAAAGAAAUAUUUAUCAAAUGUAUCCUGUCCCACUUGUGAAUUUUAAACCAAAGACAAUGAUGCUGUGUUUUUAAUAGACUCAUAGUGACAGAGAUAUGUUCCCAUUGUACAUAAAAAUCAUGUCACAGUUCUAGUCAUCUCAAUUUUUCAUCCUAUGUAUAUUUUAAAAGGCCUAAAACAUAGUAUGUUUCAUUAGAAGUGAUUUAUUUUCUUUUUAAUGUGAUAACUAAAGAAAUAGGUGAUAGUUUGUAUGUUCAUUUUAACUUUUUUCUGAUAAAGCAAUAAUUAGUGUGUGGCGCACUUAUCUUGAGAUGGAUUUUUGUCAUAUAAAGAGCUUCAUUCUCAUAAAUGCAUAACAGCAAAUAUCAGUGCACUGUAGCCAUUAGAACCAAUUACUGAAAUUUAGUUAUCAUAGCUAUAAUUAACAUUUACAUCGGUUUCAUAAUUUUUAUUAACUCAGUGAGUCUACAGUAAUAUUACACAUCUACAGAUGUGUGGGAUUUUGCCAAAGUGUGCAACUUUCUCUGUCAUUUCAGUAUUAAUAUUCUUGUUGCAUCUGCUUUACAGGCUACAUGUUUGUGCACUUUGAAGCUCACUACAGACAUUUACUGCAGUUACACAGAAUUAGGCACUAUAAUUUGGACAGUAAAUGUCAACAAGGUUUACAUGCUUUUCUUGUUUAUGUAUUUUUAACAGUGUGUCUGAAGUAAACUUUUCAGUAACAUUUAAUAUUGUAAAUCAUAGAAAAUGACCAUAUGGACUCCCCAUUCUUGAAUUAGUUUGGAAGUAAACAUAGCAUCACAGAAGUUGGACUGAAAGGGAGAGAAAAUGGAGUGUAGUUGACAAACUGCUGAUGGUUGUAAUAGCAAGUGGUUAUUGCAGUUGUGUACUGCCAGAAAAAUAUCUUCAAGAGUUCAUUGUUAGCUGGGUCAGUAUAUGAAAUUCUGGACGACACCACUGUAAGUUGUAGCAUAAGAAUUCAAAAUCAUAGAUACGGUUCACAGCAAUUUUUCACAAUAUUUUGAAACAUGAUGAUCUGCUUAUUCUGUCUUUAUAUAUGUACCUUAUUUGGUGAGUGGGAUGACAGUGAAAUAAGGUGACAGUUUUGAGAUAUAUUUACAUAGAAAUUACCUGAGCUGAUGUGUCAAGGCAUCAGAUGCAGUUCUAAAUGUGAUGGAGCUCCAUUCCAAAAACGUGCAUAAUUUCAGUUAUUGCUGCAUAUGUUUCAUUUUAUUGUGUGCUUUGAAAAUAUUGAUCGAGCUCCUAUUUGUCAGAGCUUAAAAUUAUUUAUCUGUCUUACAUGCAGGUAUUAUGAUGUGUCCAUAAGCCUAAACAAAACUGACAACAUUAAUACUGGUUCUCACUGACACAGAAAUAAAUUCUUAAAAUGUUGGUGUCAUGAGUUAAAUGCAUACUUCUUCAGCUGUUGCAUAGGUGCAGAAUAUAAGCAAUAAACAAAAAUGAGGACAAAUAAUCGCUCUUUGACAUCUCAUUGAUUCAUAGUGGUAGACACAUACAGCAACACAGAGAAUUUGAUUAAUUUUCGAGCUACUGUUCUUUUUCUGAUUUAAGUAAAAAAACAUCGCCAGAGACCUGCGGAUGUGGGUGCUGUAUGUGUGCCUGUGCCUAUGUGGAGAGUAUAAUUCACUCAAGGUGAAUGCUUGCAUAUCCCCAAUGUUCUUUAUUGUUCAAUUUGGUAUUUCCAUUAACAUGGUAUUUCAUAGUAGGUGAAGAGCACUGUUUCAAAUUUUUUGUAACUGCACUUUUGCUUCCACAUUUCUUUCCUCUAAAUUUUAAUGUAAAAAAUUAAGUAUUCAAAAGUAUUACUGCAGUGGAAUGGAGUCUUCUAUCAUAUCACACUGCUAUUGCCUAUGGAAUUGGACAGUUUCAUUUUCAGAAAGUUGUCUUUAUUAAAUUUCCACUGUACCUUCCUGUUUAAUAAAUUGUAAUCCAAUACACUAAACUAUCAUAAGACCAUUUUACUAUUAUUAGCAGUCUGCCAUGGUGUGAGCUUGUAAAUAUAAUGAACUUGAAUGAGAAGGAAUUUGUAGAAAGACUUAAAUGCAAACUCUAGUCACAAUGAAAAUUAGCACCGAGGAGUUGUGCUGAGAUCAUAAAUGAUACUUGUACUUAAUUGAAUGUAUUUGUUAUUAUAAGGCUGAUACAAACACACACAUAUAACAAAGAAAGUGGUCUUGUAGUACAUGCACCCCUCGCCGCAUUGUACAUUAAUUUUGGGAAGCCUGAUGAUGUCUGUGUAGUUUCAUUUUGUUAUCAGCCAUCUUAUAAUUUCUGAUAUUGAAUAUAAAAGUUUGGACUCAAGAUGCAGCUUAUGACCUGUCUCUGAAGUAUCCAUAUUUUAUUAAUUUUGGGUAUCAACUUUUGUAACAGAAAGUACUGUAUUGACACACAUUCAUAGAUUUUUUUCACAUUAUAAACCUGUUUAACUGUCAAUUUCUCAAUAAAAGUGUUAGAUCUCAAUAAUGAAAACUGAAAGAAAUAUCUAGUCAUGGGCAGCUAGAGGAAACUAAACGCUGCCUUGUUUUGUACACUUAGAGUGAAUGAGAAGGUUCAAAUUAUUUGGCUGUGAACAUGUUAAAAAAGAACAGAUUAUAAAAUAUGCAUGCAUGAGAAUAAUUUUCAGGAAUGUUAGUUUGUUUUGCCAUUCAUCACAUACAAAGUGUUCAUUUAAAACCAUGUUCUGUGUAUAGGAGAGAUUAUUAUAAGAAGAGUGUGUACUCCGUAUUUUUUUCAUAUUUGUUGUUCAUGUUUGAUGCUUAUGUACAUAUACAUUUUUGAAUAAAUCACUUUUGAGAAUUUCUA